AUGAAUAAAAAAGCAAUUAACUAUGAUAAUAAUUAAAGAUGGGAGGCUAAAAAAGCUGAACGAUUAAAAAAACCAUAUAAAUAAACAUAAAAAUCUAGAUAAAGAUCAGCUGAGAUGGCAGAAAAAUAUAGUUAAAAUCCUAAAAAAUUAAUAUUAGGAUUAGCAAGAGUGAAGCACAGUAAAAGUCCUGAUUAAGAUUUAGAAAAUAAGCCAGGAUGGAAUGAUAGAACUGUAGUGUAGCGUGAUUAAUACAAAGAAAAACUUGAGUCCAGAUUUAUAAGAAGUGAUUAUGGUAAAGAGAAUCCUCCUAAAAAACAUAAAAGUGAAAGUUCAUAAAAAUUAAAAUUGAUUCAUUAGAGCCAGCAAUAAUUAUAAAAACUAAAGGAAGUUGUUAAUACAGAAAAUAUGGUGAAAGGUGCUGAAAUUUCAAAGAAAAGCUAAUUGGAAAUAUAAAACUUAAAAGCUUAAAUGGAUAAAGAUUCUAAAAAUUUUUAAGAAUAUAAUCAGUAUUUAGAUGAAAAGUAUUAAAAGCUAGAGGAGUAGAAAAAUUUAAACAAAUUUUUACAAGAGUAGGUUAAAAUUAUUAGAACACAUAAAAAAGACUUAAGUAAGGCUUAAGCUUUGUAGGGUAAUAAUAAAUCAAGAUCCCUUUCAUAACAUUCAUAAGAAAGAAAUAAUAAAUCUCUUUCGAAAGAACGCUAAGCUAUAUCAUCUGAAACUUGGAGCUAAAAGCUAACAGAUAUGAAAAAUAAGGCAGAGAAUAAUUAGUAAAAGCUAUAAUUUAGAAAUAAUUUCUUUUAAUAAGAAGAUUUAGAGCUUUAAGAAUAAGAUAAAAGUGGUUUAGAUUUAUAUCCAAGGAGAGAAAAUAAUUAUGAUAAUAGAAUACUUCAUUCUAGAAACCGUUCUUAAGAAUCUUAUUCAAAUAUUAGUAGACCUUAAAGGAGAAAUUUUGUAGAUCAUUCACAAGAAUCUGAUCACUAUGAUAAACUAUUAGAAAUUAAUUAAUAAGAAGCAUGGAGAUAGUAUGAAAUACAUGAGUCAAUAAAAUAAAUGAAAAGAGAAAAGUUAGUUGAUAAAUAAAAUUACAAUGCUGUUGAAAAGGCUUUAAGUAAUCUAGAUGAAAGAAUUGAGCCAAUUAAAAUAUAAUCUGAAUAAUAAAAGAGAAAUGCUGUCUUCAGCGGCAAUUUAAUAGGAAGGGCUACUACUAAAUUAAUAAAAGUGCAUCAUUAAAAAAUAAUAGAAUUAUUAAUAGAUGAUUUACUUUUAGAAAUGGUUGGUAUUUUAACAGUUGAGGAAUCUAAAAACCAAAAUCAUUCAGAAAAAAUAACUCGUGAAUGCUUAGUAAAUGACUACUUAGAAGAAUUUAGAGAAAUGGCUUAUGAAUAAUGUGAAAUUGUAGAUAGAAUGAAAGAAUAAAAAACUACAAAACAAGAAUUUUUGAAUUUGAGGCAUACUACUCCUCAUGAAUACAAAGCUUUUAUUGCUAAUCCUACAAUUAUUUAGUUUGAAAAUAUCUAAGUUGAACUAAGUCUUGGUGUAAUUGUAAAUGUCCUUGAAAAAAGAAGCGAAUUUUUAAGAAAAACCUAAAAAUUAGAUCAUUAUACAAAGAAAAAUAUGAAUGCUUUUGCUUCCAUUACUGAAAAAUUAUUAGAUGAUAUUUUACUAGAUUUAGCUAAAGAAUUAGAUGAAACUAACUCACAAUAUGCUGAAUUAAUGUUUUAACACGAAUUUAAAUGA
Tetrahymena thermophila SB210 is the source of this 1737-nucleotide messenger RNA. RefSeq lists its product as hypothetical. NCBI's taxonomy places the organism in Eukaryota, Ciliophora, Oligohymenophorea, Hymenostomatida, Tetrahymenidae. The record is from RefSeq and is a predicted model, not a curated record. The transcript is spliced from 3 exons.